This is a messenger RNA of Knipowitschia caucasica, 3459 nucleotides long. The record is from the annotation of a GenBank genome assembly. NCBI's taxonomy places the organism in Eukaryota, Metazoa, Chordata, Actinopteri, Gobiiformes, Gobiidae.
AUGCAGCAGCAGCAGCAGCAGCAGUCACAGUUCCAACAGCUGCACCAGCUGCAACAGCUGCAGCAGCUGCACCAGUACCAGCAACAGCAACUCUUGCAGCAGCUACAGCAGCAACAGACUCUGCAAAGUGCCUCAGCCUCUCUACAGGUCACCCCCAACAGCACCAUCCACAGCCUGGUCCCCCCCACACACCCCCGCCUGGCCGAUCUGUGGGGGGCCGCCCAGGUCGAGGCGCACCAGGUGAGGAACCAGCUGUUUAACCAGGUUCAAGUUCACUGUAAUCAUACCAACACGAGUGUGCAUGAGUACCGGUUGUCCAGCUGGUUGGGGCAGCAGGAGGACAUCCACCGCAUCGUCCUGUACCAGAGCGACCCGAGCCUCAGCCCCUGGACCCAGCGCUGCAUCCGCCAAGCAGACUGCAUCCUCAUCGUGGGCCUGGGGGAGCAGGAGCCCGUGGCAGGGGAGUUAGAGCGCCUCCUAGAGGGCAGUGCAGUGCGUUCGCAGAAGCAGCUGGUGCUGCUGCACAGAGAGGAUGGACCUCCUCCUAAGGCCACAGCUGAUUGGCUGAACAUGAGGAGCUGGAUCUGCAAACACCACCAUCUGUCCUGCCCCCGCCGGGUCUUCUCCCGCCGCAGUCUGCCCAAACUGGUCAGUCCCAACGGGUUUCACUGUCACUCUCCCGCCGCAGUCUGCUCAAACUGGUCAGUCCCAACGGGUUUCACUGUCACGCUCCCGCCACAGUCUGCUCAAACUGGUCAGUCCCAACGGGUUUCACUGUCACGCUCCCGCCACAGUCUGCCCAAACUGGUCAGUCCCAACGGGUUUCACUGUCACUCUCCCGCCGCAGUCUGCUCAAACUGGUCAGUCCCAACGGGUUUCACUGUCACGCUCCCGCCACAGUCCGCCCAAACUGGUCAGUCCCAACGGGUUUCACUGUCACUCUCCCGCCACAGUCUGCUCAAACUGGUCAGUCCCAACGGGUUUCACUGUCACUCUCCCGCCACAGUCUGCUCAAACUGGUCAGUCCCAACGGGUUUCACUGUCACUCUCCCGCCACAGUCUGCCCAAACUGGUCAGUCCCAACGGGUUUCACUGUCACUCUCCCGCCGCAGUCUGCUCAAACUGGUCAGUCCCAACGGGUUUCACUGUCACUCUCCCGCCGCAGUCUGCUCAAACUGGUCAGUCCCAACGGGUUUCACUGUCACUCUCCCGCCGCAGUCUGCUCAAACUGGUCAGUCCCAACGGGUUUCACUGUCACUCUCCCGCCACAGUCUGCUCAAACUGGUCAGUCCCAACGGGUUUCACUGUCACUCUCCCGCCGCAGUCUGCUCAAACUGGUCAGUCCCAACGGGUUUCACUGUCACUCUCCCGCCGCAGUCUGCUCAAACUGGUCAGUCCCAACGGGUUUCACUGUCACUCUCCCGCCGCAGUCUGCUCAAACUGGUCAGUCCCAACGGGUUUCACUGUCACUCUCCCGCCGCAGUCUGCUCAAACUGGUCAGUCCCAACGGGUUUCACUGUCACUCUCCCGCCGCAGUCUGCUCAAACUGGUCAGUCCCAACGGGUUUCACUGUCACUCUCCCGCCGCAGUCUGCUCAAACUGGUCAGUCCCAACGGGUUUCACUGUCACUCUCCCGCCGCAGUCUGCUCAAACUGGUCAGUCCCAACGGGUUUCACUGUCACUCUCCCGCCACAGUCUGCUCAAACUGGUCAGUCCCAACGGGUUUCACUGUCACUCUCCCGCCGCAGUCUGCUCAAACUGGUCAGUCCCAACGGGUUUCACUGUCACUCUCCCGCCACAGUCUGCUCAAACUGGUCAGUCCCAACGGGUUUCACUGUCACUCUCCCGCCACAGUCCGCCCAAACUGGUCAGUCCCAACGGGUUUCACUGUCACUCUCCCGCCGCAGUCUGCUCAAACUGGUCAGUCCCAACGGGUUUCACUGUCACUCUCCCGCCGCAGUCUGCUCAAACUGGUCAGUCCCAACGGGUUUCACUGUCACUCUCCCGCCGCAGUCUGCUCAAACUGGUCAGUCCCAACGGGUUUCACUGUCACUCUCCCGCCGCAGUCCGCCCAAACUGGUCAGUCCCAACGGGUUUCACUGUCACUCUCCCGCCACAGUCUGCUCAAACUGGUCAGUCCCAACGGGUUUCACUGUCACUCUCCCGCCGCAGUCUGCUCAAACUGGUCAGUCCCAACGGGUUUCACUGUCACUCUCCCGCCGCAGUCCGCCCAAACUGGUCAGUCCCAACGGGUUUCACUGUCACUCUCCCGCCGCAGUCUGCUCAAACUGGUCAGUCCCAACGGGUUUCACUGUCACUCUCCCGCCGCAGUCUGCUCAAACUGGUCAGUCCCAACGGGUUUCACUGUCACUCUCCCGCCGCAGUCUGCUCAAACUGGUCAGUCCCAACGGGUUUCACUGUCACUCUCCCGCCACAGUCUGCUCAAACUGGUCAGUCCCAACGGGUUUCACUGUCACUCUCCCGCCGCAGUCUGCUCAAACUGGUCAGUCCCAACGGGUUUCACUGUCACUCUCCCGCCGCAGUCUGCUCAAACUGGUCAGUCCCAACGGGUUUCACUGUCACUCUCCCGCCACAGUCUGCUCAAACUGGUCAGUCCCAACGGGUUUCACUGUCACUCUCCCGCCACAGUCUGCUCAAACUGGUCAGUCCCAACGGGUUUCACUGUCACUCUCCCGCCGCAGUCUGCCCAAACUGGUCAGUCCCAACGGGUUUCACUGUCACGCUCCCGCCACAGUCUGCUCAAACUGGUCAGUCCCAACGGGUUUCACUGUCACUCUCCCGCCACAGUCUGCUCAAACUGGUCAGUCCCAACGGGUUUCACUGUCACUCUCCCGCCACAGUCUGCCCAAACUGAGGGAGAUGUACCAGCGAGUGUUUGAGAAGUCUCCGGAUCGACACUCGGACUUCUCCCGUUUGGCCCGAAUGCUGACGGGGAACAGCAUCGCCGUGGUGCUGGGAGGGGGCGGAGCCAGGGGCUGUUCUCAGGUGGGGGUCCUGAAGGCUCUGACUGAGGCUGGGAUCCCUGUGGACCUGGUCGGGGGCACUUCCAUCGGCUCCCUCAUGGGGGCGCUGUACGCAGAGGAGAAGAGCAGCAGCCGCAUGAGAGGAAGAGCCAGAGAGUGGUCUAUGGACAUGACGUCUCUGUUUAAAAAGAUUGUGGAUCUGACGUAUCCAGUCACCUCCAUGUUCUCAGGGGCCUCCUUUAACUCAGGCAUCAGGUCUGUCUUCAAAGGGAAACAAAUAGAGGAUUUGUGGUUGCCGUACUUUAACAUCACCACUGACAUCACGGCGUCUGCCAUGAGGGUGCACACAGACGGUUCUCUGUGGAGGUAUGUUCGCGCCAGCAUGUCUCUGUCGGGGUAUCUGCCCCCGCUCUGUGACCCCAAGGACGGACACCUCCUCAUGGACGGGGGCUACAUCAACAACCUGCCCGGGUGA